GAGGGUCGUGUGCCGGUCUCGUCAUGCAGCAGCUACUGCUGUGGAUGCUACUCGUCUCAACAGCGGUCGGUCAGGGAAAAACACCAAAGCGUGAAACAUAUCAACCUAAUCAACAUCCAUGGACGAAACUCCAGUCUCCAGGCGAGGGGCGGCUGAUCGGCGGCGGGCAGGCGGUGCGCGGCCAGUUCCCUCACGCGGCCUACCUCAACAUCGACGAUGGGGCAGCCACGUGCGGCGCCACGCUGCUCACCGAGAUGUGGCUGCUCACAUCCGCACAGUGUCUCUCCGGGUUCUCGAAGUGGUGGGUGUACCUCGGAGUGGAGGAUUUGAGCACCUCUGACGACUACGCAGCUAUCUUCGACUGUUACACGAUACUGGUUCACCCAGGAUACGACAGCACCACCAAGGUCCACGAUAUAGGCCUCAUAUAUUCGGCCAGCUUGAUCCCUUUCAACCAAUACAUCAAGCCGGCCGUUCUGCCCCGCUACUCGGACGUGGAUAGUAGUCUCGAAGGAUCGGAAAACACCGUCUGUGGAUGGGGAUCGCAAACAACAGGUGGUGCAGGCUCGCAGACGCUGUGGUAUGCAUACUUCGAUUCUGUGACGCUUUGCAGCCCUGCAUGGUCGUACUGUGGUGUCGGCCGCUACGGAGAGGCACUCUGUUCAGGUGACUUCGGAAGCCCGAUGCAGCGAGCAGAGGCGGACGGGAACUUCACGGUGGUGGGCGUGGCCAGCUUCAUACAGGGCACCACCACAUGCGAGGGCGCCACCUCCGGUUUCGUCAUGGUGGCCGCCUAUCUCGACUGGUUGGGUCGACAUACGCGGCUUCCAGUCUACCCUUGAUCAGACGAGCGGUUUCAUCUCCACGUGCCCAUUUAAUUAACAUGCUAUACUGUAUUUCUAUCUCUUAGACAAUGUAUCUCAAAGAAAUUAUCGUAAUAUCACCAUAUUUCCUUUAUUGAGACUGGAGCAGUACCCAAAAUUUGUAUCAGUUGUGGACAGUUUAUAAUCUGGAGCCCUACUUCGAUACAUAAAGCAAGUAAUACGUUUACUGUAAGAACAAAAAGUGCAAGAAUAAAUCUAAAAAUAAAGAAGAA
Messenger RNA from Schistocerca gregaria, 1096 nucleotides. Its product is annotated as chymotrypsin-like elastase family member 1. The coding region runs from base 24 to 842 and encodes 272 amino acids. The transcript has 7 exons. Gene Ontology annotation, molecular function: serine-type endopeptidase activity. Lineage: Eukaryota; Metazoa; Arthropoda; Insecta; Orthoptera; Acrididae. The record is from RefSeq and is a predicted model, not a curated record. Gene Ontology annotation, biological process: proteolysis.